UCUACACGUGUAGCCUCGUGUAAAAGCAGAUAUUGAAUUUCAGGGCCGAGCCGGGUUUAUGUCCUAUGAUUUGGCAACCCAGCGCUCCAGGGGUUGGUCCUUUUCACAGCAGAGUCGGAGACUGAGGUGAUUUGUUGGCAUGUCUGGGAUAACUUCCAGGGAUAAAGGCUUUCUUACCCUGUGUAAUUUCCAUUCAUUUUUUCUGAAGUGAUCGGGCGCUGCUGUUCCUCAAUCUGAGCCAGGAAUACGUUUGCUGAGUUUCAGGACAACUUCGCACUGAGUGCAGACAGCAGACUGAAGCAGUUCCGUGGGAUGGAGGUUUAAAUGUCCGACGGAAUUGAAUGGCAUCUCGAUACAGAAGUAAGAUGUUCCGAUGUGGCGAUUGCGAGACUCAUAGGCGCUGCUACAAAUGAAUGAACUGAAUUUACGGAGAAAUGCUCUCCAAACGAAGGAGCGCUUUGAUAUCGCACUGAACUUGCUUACUGCGCCUUAAAACAAGUCGUGGUCUAAUGUAGACUGAAUUACCGAACGUCUUUACUGGUAACCUGUAUCCUGAAAUCUGACUGGAGUACUCGAGUUGGAUAAAUUAGAUUUGUUGAGGUUUGCAUAACACCUGAGCUGACUGAAGUUUUGAAAGUAUUCGACCUUGGGUACAAGUCAUCAGCAUGCGGCUACAUUAGUCUACUGUCUGUCUUGUGACACUUUGUUGAUUUCUUUCAGCUGUCUUUUUACAGAAUUAUAAACAUGAGGGUGGAAGCCAUGUGGAGGGUCAUUUUUGUGUAUUGCCUGACCUUAGCAGUGUUUGAGUCAGACUGUAGAACAGCUGAUGGUAAACGAGCUGAUCUGAGACUCAACAAGUCACGGCGUAUGUCAUCCUCUUUGUCAAGACGGAGCUCUCUUUUCGGUACAGCUCGACCAGAAGUUAAUGAAAACCUGGAAGCAAUGCAAAACGAUGAUGCAAGCAUUAAUCAAAACAGAAGGGUGAUGAGUCGGACAAGAGGCAUACAGAGUGGGUUGGAAAACCUCCAGAGAGAUGGUGGUGUUCCUGGAGCAAGGGCUGCCCUGUCCCGUUUGCCAAACUCUGCUGGAUCCCCAAAUCUGCUCGCCACGUUUGCAGGCAAGAAUCGUCUAUUGGUAAUCUCAGCCCCUCAUGAAUCAGAUGGCUAUUACAGGCUAAUGAUGAGCCUUCUCAAGCCAGAUGUGUACUGUGAGCUGGCUGAACGACAUGUGCACCAGAUUGUGAUCUUUCACCAGGAGGGCGAGAUGGGUGGGAAAGUUAGACGCAUUACCAAUGUAGGCAAAGUGAUGGAAGAGCCCCUUGAUACAGCACUCAUCCCACGACUCAUGAACUUCCUCAAGUUAGAAAAAGGGAAGUUUGGUAUGGUGCUUUUGAAAAAGACACUGCAGGUGGAGGAACGCUACCCAUACCCAGUGAGGCUGGAGGCCAUGUAUGAGGUCAUAGACCAGUCACCUAUGCGAAAGAUGGAGAAGGCAAGACAGAAGGGCUUUGUGCAAAAGUGCAGGGAGGCAGGGGAGGAGGGUCAGGUGGUUGAGGGCAUCCCUAGCACUGGAACUCAGGUGAACCCACCCAUUGUGAGAAGACCAGAAAGAAAAGAGGAACCCACCAGAAGACCCAAGCAGGUCACCCCCACAUCUACUACUACUACUACUACAACUUCUACUACUACUACUACAAGACCUACUACUACCACAACAACUACCACCACCCGUCCCCCUACCACUCGUCCUACAACAACCAUCCGCUUUACCACUACUUCCACGCAGGCCACCACCAUCACCCAGAAGCCAACAAAAGCUCAAACAACCCAACAACGGGACUCCAAAUCCAAGACCAAGACUUACCAUUAUGAUAACAGAGGCAAGCCUAAGAAAAACAUAAUUCAUCCAACCACCCCCUCUUACUUCUAUACUAAAGCCUACACUGCAAAAAAUGGAGACAAUCGUACUGACCGAAAGGACUACACUCGUAAACAACCUGGUAUCCUGCCAAGUCAGCACAAGCCAAACAAAUCUAAGCCAACUAAGAAAAAAAAUGGAGAUGGUGGUCUGAGUAAUGCAUAUGAAGACAAGUAUGAUGUUGGCAAACCUACAGACACUUACCCAGUGGAAAAAACAGUUGUUGGUGUUCCUAUCAAGAAAGAUAAGGACAAGCUGAACAAGAAAAAGAAGAAAAAAGAUAAAUCAGACAAGCCGCCAAAGAAGGACAAGCCAGGUAGGAAAGGGAAGGAAGAUGAAGAAAAAUCGGGGAGGAAAGAAAAGGAAGAAAGGACUGGAAAAAAUAUGAAAAUUGAAAAAGAAAAUGAGGAGUACCAGAAUCCUACAAAGAAACCAGCACCUCCUACAAAGGGAGCUCUUGCAACAUUCUUGGAAUAUUUUGAAAACAGAAGACGGUUAAUUCUCAUUACUGCUCCAUCAGAGGAGGACAGCAUGUAUGUGCAGCAGAGGGAUGAAUACCUAGAACAUGUGUGUGAAAUGGCUAUCAGGAAGAUCUCUAUCAUCGCCAUAUUUGGCACUUUGACCAACAGCACCAUGAAAAUUGAUCAUUACCAGCUUGAAAAUGACAAACCUAUGAAGGGCCUGCGGCAGGAGGAUCUGGUGAACCAGGAGCUCAUCACAGAUCUGAGGAAAGGGUUCCGAAUGACCUAUAAUGAUUUCUAUAUGGUGCUUACUGACAUGGAUAUGAAAUGGAAGCAAUUUUAUGAGGUCCCAAUUGCCAUGAAGGCAGUAUUUGGCUACAUUGAUACAUUCUCAUCUCGCAUCAGAGAAAUGGAGCAACAAAAGCGGGAUGGGGUGACAUGUAAAAAAGAAGACAAGCCACGAUCAUUGGAAAACUUCCUGUCUAGGUUCCGGUGGAGACGCAGACUUUUUGUGAUAUCAGCUCCCAAUGAUGAAGAGUGGGCCUAUCAGCAGCAGCUCUAUGCUCUGUCCAGUCAGGCAUGCAACCUGGGGCUUCGUCAUAUUUCUGUUUUAAAGCUGCUGGGCACUGACAUGGUAGACAUGGGUGGAGUGUUAGAGCUCUACCCCAUUAAUGGCAGUGCAACAGUGGAACGUGAGGGCUUGUCGGGAACACUAGUGAGGGACAUCAGGAAUUACUUCCAGAUUAGCCCCGAAUAUUUCUCCAUGUUGCUGGUGGGCAAGGAUGGCAAUGUAAAGUCAUGGUACCCAUCACCAAUGUGGUCCAUGGCCAACAUUUAUGACCUGAUCGACUCCAUGCAGCUACGAAGGCAGGAGAUGGCCAUUCAACAGAGCCUGGGCAUGCGCUGCCCUGAGGAUGAGUAUGGUUCCUAUGGCUAUCACCAUGGUUAUCACAAUGGCUAUCAGGAGGGAUAUCACGAAGGGUAUGGUUACUAGAGGCUAAGUCAGUUUGUGAGUCAUCCGAAAGGGGUUGUAUUUUGAAGUGGACUGAAGUUCAGUCACAGAACACACCAUAAUUUUUAACUGUUUUUUUUUUUUUCAUUUAUCAUUUGAAGUAAAGUCUGUCUUAUGUCUUAUAUAGGUUUAUUAUCUCUCCCUGCCUGAGUAUAUAUUGUUUUACAGCCAGUGACAUCAUCUUUUGUAGAUAAAAGCUGAUAUGUUUUGUACUAUUUUCUGGCUGAUCAUUGUCAGGGUCACAACCUGGUAUCUGUUAAUGGAAAUUGAUUUGGAUUUUUUUUGUUACUCCACUGUAAAUCACUGUUUAUAUAUACACAUGGACAAAAUUGUUGGUAUCCUCCCAUUAAAGAAAGAAAAACCCACAAUGGUCACUGAAAUAACUUGAAACUGACAGAAUAAUAGUAAAUUAUUACUAUUAUUGUAAUAAUUUAACAACCUUUUGUGGAAAUCACUGCAAUCAAGCAAUUUCUGUAACUCUCAAUGAGACUUCUGCACCUGUCGACAGGUAUUUUGUCCCACUCCUUGUGAGCAAGCUGCUCCAACUGUCUCAGGUUUAAAGGGUGCCUUCUCCAGACUGCAUGUUUCAGCUUUCCACAGAUGUUCAAUAGGUUUUAGAUCAGGGUUCAUUGAAGACCACUUCGAAAUAGUCCAAUGUUUUGUGCUUAGCCAUUCUUGGGUGUUUUUAGAUUUUUUUUGGGGGGUCAUUAUCCUGUUGGAGACUGAAUGAGACCAAGCUUUCUGACACUGGGCAGCACAUAUCGCUCCAGAAUGCCUUGAUAGUCAUGAGGUUUCAUUGUACCCUGCACAGAUUCAACCCCCUGUGCCAGAUGCAGCAAAGUAGCCAUAGAACAUAACCAAAGCCUCCUCCACAUUUCACAGUAGGUACAGUGUUUUUUUUUCUUUGCUUGCUUCAUUUUUGUGUCUGUGAACAUGAGCUGAUGUGACUUGCUCAAAAGCUCCUUCUUUUCUAUUUUCGCAAAUCUUUUCUAGGGGUACCAUCAUUUUUUUGUCCAGGCCAGUUUCAAAAGUUUUUCUUAAUGCCACAAAUCAAAAGCAAUGUCUGAUGUUCAUUAGUCAAUUUUCAAUCAAUUUUAAUUUAUUAUUGUCAGUUUCAAGUUAUUUCAGUGACCAUUGUGGGGUUUUUCUUUCUUUAAUGGAAGGGUACCAACAAUUUUGUCCAUGUGUGUGUGUGUGUGUGUGUGUGUGUAUAUAUAUAUAUAUAUACACACACACACACACACACACACACACACACACACACACACUGUGUGCUUAUUUAUACUGAUGUUAAUAAAAAUAGCUUUAUGUUACGACUGUCCAAUACCUUCUGUUUACCUUCUGUUUACUACAUAAACCCCCUGAUGGUUUGUAUUAGUUUAGCAGGUGGACUGCUGAGUCUAAAAGCAAAAGGUUUUCAUACACCAACCUUUACUCCUGUCAAGUGCUAGUCAGAUUGACUACAUUGACUAAACAUAAAGGUUAUUCAGAUUUU
This is a messenger RNA of Hemibagrus wyckioides, 4885 nucleotides long. RefSeq names its product coiled-coil domain containing 80 (gene ccdc80). The transcript is spliced from 7 exons. The coding region runs from base 745 to 3372 and encodes 875 amino acids. The record is from RefSeq and is a predicted model, not a curated record. NCBI's taxonomy places the organism in Eukaryota, Metazoa, Chordata, Actinopteri, Siluriformes, Bagridae.